This is a messenger RNA of Arabis nemorensis, 897 nucleotides long. The record is from the annotation of a GenBank genome assembly. Lineage: Eukaryota; Viridiplantae; Streptophyta; Magnoliopsida; Brassicales; Brassicaceae.
AUGGGGAAGCAAUUUAAUAAGAAGAUCACCUGGGUGAUUAACAAUUUCUCUUCCUUGAAAUCUGAGAAAAUCUAUUCUGAUGAUUUCUUCGUCGAUGGCUGUAAAUGGCAUCUUGUUGCCUAUCCCAAGGGAAAUAAUGUUGAUUACUUGUCUCUAUAUCUGGAAGUUGCCAAUCAUGGAUCAUUGCCUAUUGGAUGGAGGAGACACGCAAAGUGGUCUUUUACUAUGGUAAAUCAACGUUUGGAAAAACUCUCCCGACGCUAUGAAUUAAAACAGUGGUUUGAACAAAACGCUACUAACUGGGGUCGUCCAUCCUUGUUUCCCCUGAAUGAACUUCAUGCCAAAGAUAGCGGAUUUCUGGUAAAUGGGGAACUCAAAAUCGCCGUUGAAAUAGAUGUUCUUGAAGUUAUCGGCAAAUUAGUUGUAGCAGAAGAAACUUCAACAAUAACAGAAAUUAUAGAUGCUAAUGGGUUUCAACUUCUUCCUUCACAGGCAAAAUCUGUGAGCCUUGUGUUUGAAAGACACCCAGAGAUCGCAACUGAAUUUCGUCCAAAGAACCAAAAUCUUAAGACAGCCUACAUGAGUUUUCUUCUAAGUCUGAUUGAGUCUAUGUGCCACUCACCUCAUGAACUCUCCAAAGAUGAUUUUUAUGAUGCUUAUGCUGCACUGGGAUUCAUGAGAGAUGCUGGAUUUAAGUUGGAUUGGUUGGAGAAGAAGCUUGUUGAGGUUUCAGAGAAGAAGGAGAAUGAGGAAGUUUGUGAGACUGGGCUGCAAGAAAUGGAGGAAGAGUUGAAGGGCUUGAAGCAGAAGUGUGCAGACAUGGAAACUCUGGUAAAGAAGGAGAAGGAGAGGGUCUCGGCUGCAAAAGCUCCUCGCUCGUUCGCUGAUGUUGUUUAA